Molecule: messenger RNA, 3348 nt
Organism: Diorhabda carinulata
Lineage: Eukaryota; Metazoa; Arthropoda; Insecta; Coleoptera; Chrysomelidae
Product: putative tRNA (cytidine(32)/guanosine(34)-2'-O)-methyltransferase
Exons: 2
Coding region: 1606-2934 (442 amino acids)
Biological process (GO): cytoplasmic translation; tRNA methylation
Cellular component (GO): cytoplasm
Molecular function (GO): tRNA methyltransferase activity
Source: RefSeq, a predicted model, not a curated record
AAUUUGUGACGUGAGAAGACUAUCUGACAGAUUUGGUUAAAGUAGACCAUCCAGUGCUUUGUGGAAGAAUUCUUGGUCGUCGCCAUGGCUGUAAAUAUUUUGAUACUUGAUAUUUUGAUACAUUCUUCUUCCGCAAUCCAGGGUGAUCGAUAGUUUGAGGUACGUGGUGUUUAUUACCAAAAUUACCAAAUUUUACACAGGUAAAAUAAUUUCAUGGAAAUUCAACUCUCAUGGAAGAGAAACUCGUGAACUCAACGUUGGCGAGAUUGUCUUGGUCGAAUCUAACGAUAUGAAGAUAUUGGAUUAACCAUUUACCAGAGUCGAGGAAGGAAAUAUUGGUAAGACCGCUUUAAAGAGUUUUCCCUUUGGAUAUUGACGUUACUGCGCCUCUGGCAGAAGAUGACGUCUUCAAACCUGCACAAUUAGGCCCAGAAGUUUUGUUGGAUGCUCUGCCAUCCAAUAACCUUAUAAUGACAAAUAAGAUGAGAUGAAACUUCCGACCCCCCUCUUUGUAAUUAACCUGUCUUGAACGUUUUAUUGGGAAGCCAAAUAUGUCUGACUUUUGAGGGUUGUUUCCUCGAUUUUCUGGUAAUUUCCAUGGAAAAUUAGGUACAAUUUUGGAUACUCUAGCAUCUGCUACUGAACUACAUGGGAAAUUAUUCUAAUCACUCCUUCUGACAACAAAAGGCAGCUAUUCAAUUCGGCGUCCUUUAUGUAUUACCUUUGUGGAUUUUAAAUUUUAUAUUCGAGUUUUUUGUUAAUAGAAUCGUUCGUUUCACAGAACUGUGUGUUUUGUUUCUGCCGUUCAGUUCUUCCAUUUCUCACAAAUAGUUAGCUUGAUACUAAAUUCUUACAAAUGCUUCAAUCAACUGGCAAGUUGUACAGUUUUUAUGAUAGGAACUUAGCAUUUGUAGUUAAGGAAAGUAAGUUUAUUAUACACUUAAUCCAUAAUGAUUGGAUAAAAUGCUGUAUAUAAGAUACUAUAUGAUAACAUGACAUGGCAGUGAAUUAAGCUAGAUAAUUAUUCAAAGAACUUUUAGAAAUGAUUUUAAAGUAUCAAUCUCAAUAAAAACCGUUUUCUUAUUAAAUGAACUAUUUGUUAAAUUCCGUCAAAGCAAAGGGGAAGUUUAUAUCUCUUCUUCUAGAAUACUUUUUUUUGUUAUGAGCUGCUGAUUAGUAUACAUAGCUCCAUGUUUUAAAGUUUCCUUUAAAAUCUACACUAGCGCUUUCUUACUUCAAUUGAAUUAUUAGUAAAAUAGUUUUUCUCACUUAACUAAGAAAAGUACACCAAGCUUUGUUAUCACGAACGCUCUGGUGUACACUUAAGAAUUAAUUGACUAUUAUAGGUACUAAUAGUAGUAGAGUAGUAAGAAUUUAUGUAUACCUAUAUAGAAAUAUUAUUAAAGUAUAUUUUUCGGUGGGAAUUAAAAAAAAUUUUUGCGUAAAGUAAUAGGAAAAACAAUAUCUAGUUCCUGUAUAUGCUAACUAGAACCACAGACAUACUUCAAGGAUAACAAACUAAGGUUAUUUUUUACUUGUUAACCACACUUUUUAUAAUUGUUUUUAUAUAUUUAAAAAUAACACGUUUAAUAUCUUCUAUUAAGAAUGGGCAAAAUGUCUAAAGAUAAACGUGAUAUUUACUAUCGGAAAGCAAAAGAACAAGGUUGGCGAGCUAGAAGUGCAUUUAAACUGUUACAAAUCGACGAAAAAUAUAAUAUUUUUGAAGGAGUUACCAAAGCAGUGGAUUUGUGUGCAGCACCAGGAAGUUGGAGCCAGGUACUUUCAAGAAAACUUUAUUUAGGAGAAAAUAUUGUUAUUAGAGAUAAAUGUAGCUUAUUUUAUAAUGAAAUUGAAUUGCAUCAAAAGUUGGAGAGCAUGGAAGAAUAUGAAUUACUCAAAAAUGAUAAUGUAAAGAUUGUAGCUGUUGACUUACAACCAAUGUCGCCGCUUCCAGGUGUCAUACAGAUACAGGGCGAUAUUACAAAAUAUUCAACAGCACAAGAAAUUAUUGGACAUUUUAAAGGUGAUCAUGCAGAUAUUGUAGUUUGUGACGGAGCCCCUGAUGUAACUGGACUACAUAAUUUGGAUAUAUACGUUCAAGCACAAUUAAUAUUAGGUGCUUUACAUAUUAGUUGCAAUGUUUUAAAACCCGGUGGUACUUUUGUAGCAAAAUUAUUCAGGGGAAAAGAAAAUGAUUUAUUAACUAACCAGUUGUUGUCCUUAUUUCAAGAAGUUGAUAUAACAAAACCAAGCAGUUCAAGAAAUUCAAGUAUAGAAGCAUUUAUUGUUUGCCGAAAAUAUACUCCUCCAGAAGGCUUUGAUCCUAAACUUUUAACUCCGUAUUUAGAUGUAUCACACCGUGAUUUCAAUUCACUUACAGGUAUAAACAGAGUUUUAAUACCAUUUAUUGUAUGUGGAGAUGUCAGCGCUUUUGAUUCAGAUACAACAUAUCCAUUACAAUUAAAAGGUGAGCAACCUUAUCAAUAUAGACUUCCUGUUCAGCCUCCAAUUAAUCCUCCAUAUGCAUCUCGAAGUAGUUUGAGUAAAGAUAACCAAUUGGAUCAUUAUCUGAAAAAAAUUGAUGACGCUGUUAAACGAGUUGGUAUUGGGGCUAUGAAAAUCUCUAAUAAGACCACUGUUUUGAAGAAAAUAGAUGAAGACAGUUCCAGUGAGGAAGAAUGUAAUGAGCCUCAUGUAACCAAACCUCGAACUAUUCUUGAUAAUGGCCCUUACUUUGAUUUACUUCAGAAAACAACUAAAAUAAAGAAAUAUUCAACUAAAAAUAAUGAAGUAGAACUAGUACAGGAUGAAGCAGCUGGACUUCAAUUUAUCUAUGAAGAUGAAUACACCGAUCCUGAAAUCAUACAGGAAUGCUUAGAAAAAAUGAAAAUUUCAGGAAGAUCGCCUACUUGUAAUUGUAACUAUUUUGAUUAAGCAUUAAAUAGAUUUCUCGAUAAUUUUAUUAAAUCCGAUGAAACUAAGAAUAAAACCGUUUGCUGGAACUGAAGAAGUCAUAGAAGUUGAACCCACAGAAACUGUAGAAAGCGUUAAACAAAAACUUCAGGAUGUAUUUACAGAAUACCCAUUUUCAGAACAAAGGCUCAUUUAUGGAGGAAAAUUUUUAAAGAACGAUAAAACUAUCGAAUAUUAUAAAAUUAAAAAUGGAUGCAUCGUCAAUUUGGUGAAAUCCUUGCGAAGUGCUUAGUAUUUGAAAUCUAUUAAUCCAGAUGAGUGCAAUGUUAAAGGCACUAGUGCAAUAAAGAUCCACUUUUUCCAGUAAAUAUAUGAACGUAGAAAAUUAUUUUUAAUAUAUGUUUAUUUUUAUCUGAAAUAUAGGUAUACAUGUUA